This is a messenger RNA of Perca flavescens (yellow perch), 2072 nucleotides long. RefSeq names its product WD repeat domain 25 (gene wdr25). Gene Ontology annotation, molecular function: protein binding. The transcript is spliced from 7 exons. NCBI's taxonomy places the organism in Eukaryota, Metazoa, Chordata, Actinopteri, Perciformes, Percidae. Bases 158 to 1708 code for a protein of 516 amino acids. The record is from RefSeq and is a predicted model, not a curated record.
UGGUUUUUGCGGGAUUUAUUUUGGACCCCUUUUUUGUUGAAAAUAUGACAUGUGUUAACCAUAGACUCUAACCGGUCUUAUAAUACAUCCAUGGUUUUAACGCUCAUAGGUCGGAUAUUGACUGUUUAACCACGUUGCAGGGUGUCAUCAUGUGAAGAUGUCUUCAUUAGUGGCCUAUGAGGAUUCAGAAUCAGAGGAUGAUUAUCUUGAUCAAACGGAGGAGGGAGCAUCAGUUUCUGUUCAAGCUGGAUUUUGUGACGAAAACCAAGAAGUCAGGAUGUGUAAUUCCUCUGAGGUAAUGAGCCCUCACAGCUUCACUCCUGCCCAUGACAGGUCAGUUUUGGAAUAUCAUGGAGAUGUCUCAGAAAGAAGCAGUUCUUCACUACACCCACAUUCACAGCCACAGAGCUGUUCUGACUGGGAAAGAAAAUAUCGCAGUGACAGGGCAGCACAAGAAAAACAUUUUAGAGAUACUGCAGCUCCUCUGAGUUUACCUGCGAUUCAGGAGAAGAUCUCACUAUUGCAGACUAUUCCUCCCAUGCCACAAAGUUUUAGCGAUGGGUUGAACUCAGCAAAGAGACAUCACACUGUCCUGUCUGGUGUCAGACCGUACAUCCCCAAGAGACAGAGACUUGCCACUUUAGUAGAGACAGUGGACCCAAAGUACCCAGCAGAGCAAGUCCCAGGGAAUCGGACCAGGGAAAGCCAAAUUCUUUCCGACGUGUCGGCGAGAGUAAAGCCUUAUCUUGCCCACAAGCCCGGCGCUGCAGGGAUACCAAGGAGGCUUCUGAUGAGCCUGGGAGGCCACCAGGGUCCAGUCAACACAGUGCAAUGGUGUCCUGUGCCUCAUCUCAGUCAUCUGCUGCUGUCUGCCUCCAUGGACAAGACUUUCAAGGUGUGGGAUGGAGCAGAAAGCGGAAGAUGCCUGAGGGUUUACACCUGCCAUUCGGGAGCUGUGCGUGAUGCCUGUUGGACCCCCUGCGGGCGUCACCUUCUCACUGGCUCCUUUGACAACACGGCUGUGAUCACAGACGUAGAGACGGGGCAGCAGGUAGUGAAAUUGGACAACCAGUUCAAAGUCAUGUGUGUGGUCCUGCAUCCCAGCAACCCAGACGUAUUCCUGUGCGGAGGUUACAGUUCAGUGGUCAAGGCCUGGGACUCUCGCAGCUGCAAGGUGGUGAAAGUGUACAAAGCAGGGAUCCAGCAGACCCUGGACAUCCUGUUUCUGAAAGGUGGUGUGGACUUUAUAACAAGCUCUGACUGCGUGAGCAGAGAUUCUGCCGACCGCACCCUCAUCGCCUGGGACUACCAGACCACAGCCAAGAUCUCCAACCAGAUCUACCAGGAGCGGUACACGUGUCCCAGCCUUGCUGUCCACCCACUGGAGGAGUCCUUUGUUGCUCAGACUAACGGGGACUACAUGGCGGUGUUCUCCUCCCAGCAGCCCUAUAAAAUGAACAAGAGGCGGCGAUACGAAGGACACAAGGUGGAGGGAUACGCAGUGCAGUGUGAGUUUUCUCUGGAUGGAACUAUCCUGGCCUCAGGAAGCUCCACCGGCUCCGCUCACUUCUACGAUUACCACAGCGUUCGUAUGCUGCACACUCUCCACGCCCACAGCCAGCCUUGCCUGUGUGUUUCUCAGCAUCCCGUCCUGCCUGCCACUGCGGCUACCUGUGACUGGGCUGGUGAGAUCAAGGUCUGGCACUAAGGCCUCUGAAUGAACAAUAUGGACUAAAAAAGGCCAAGAGAAGAUUAUACUUAACUGAAAAAUAAUGUGCACAUCCAUCUUCAAGACUGUAUCUCCCAUAAUCUCUUGGCAUAAGAUGAUAAGAACUUGGCAAAUAAUGCUGGAUGUCAGCAAAUCUACUAUCUACUGACGCCUUUGAAAAACAAUCUUUUUGUGUAUCUUGUAAUGUUCUCACAUUAUUUAAAAAAACACCCACAUCACUCCUAUUGAUAUUAACUUCUAUAUUGUGUAAAUGUUAUUGCAAGCAUGUUUUUCAUAUUUGGCCCAUCUUCAGGGAAAUCGGGGAAUGAUGCACUGGGUUAGAUAAAAGUUUCUUUACAGUUCA